Glarea lozoyensis ATCC 20868 is the source of this 489-nucleotide messenger RNA. Its product is annotated as PLP-dependent transferase. The transcript has a single exon. Gene Ontology annotation, biological process: transsulfuration. Gene Ontology annotation, molecular function: transferase activity, transferring alkyl or aryl (other than methyl) groups; pyridoxal phosphate binding. NCBI's taxonomy places the organism in Eukaryota, Fungi, Ascomycota, Leotiomycetes, Helotiales, Helotiaceae. Bases 1 to 489 code for a protein of 162 amino acids. The record is from RefSeq and is a predicted model, not a curated record.
AUGCGUGAUACCGGCGCCUGUCUUGGAGCUCAGGCAGCUCAGCAACUAUUCAUCGGUGUGGAGACCCUUUCCCUGCGUUGCGAACGACAGCAUCAAAAUGCACAGGUCGUGGGCGCUUGGCUUCGUGCUCACCCACGGGUUGCCUGGGUAAAAUAUCUUGGCUUUGCCGACCACCCUUAUCACAAGCUUGCCCGCAAGUACCUGCAAAACGGGUUCGGUACCGUCAUGACUUUUGGUUUGAAAGGGAGUAUCGACAAGGCUUGGGAGGUAGUGGAUGCGCUUAGACUGAUAGCGAACACGCCUAAUGUUGGAGAUGCCAAAACCACGGUUGGCCAUCAUUGGUCAACAACACACAAAGGCUGCUCAGCAGAGGAAAAUGAGGCAAUGGGUGUAUAUGAGGACUUGUUCCGGCUAUCGCUUGGUAUCGAAAAUUCGGACGACCUCAUAGCCGAUUUUCAGCAUGCCUUUGACUCGGUUUCGCUCGAUUGA